Colius striatus (speckled mousebird) is the source of this 7103-nucleotide messenger RNA. It is a transcript of the gene LAMA4, whose product is annotated as laminin subunit alpha 4. NCBI's taxonomy places the organism in Eukaryota, Metazoa, Chordata, Aves, Coliiformes, Coliidae. The record is from RefSeq and is a predicted model, not a curated record. Gene Ontology annotation, biological process: regulation of cell migration; regulation of cell adhesion; cell adhesion. The transcript has 38 exons. Bases 421 to 5904 code for a protein of 1827 amino acids. Gene Ontology annotation, molecular function: signaling receptor binding.
GAGCACCAAGCAGAGCGUCAGUCUGUAUCCUGACAGGGGGAGAUAAGAUGGCUGGGGAGCCAGCGGUGCUUUCCUGGAAUACAAUCUCUGUUUGACACUCUCAGCUUAAGCACUGCCCAUCUGUAUGUUAUUGAGCUGCAGCCUCUGGGGAAAAAGAGAAGCCACAGGCACAGAGAGUGAACAAGGGAGGCAGCAAAAGCGUUUUUCUUCCCUUCUUUUCCUUUUUUUCCUUUUUUUUUUUUUCCCUCCCUUUUAAAACAGGAUCUGGUUAGACUGCCUUGAAGUGCCACAUCUGGAAACUGAAUGCUGAACGAAAGUUAAAAUAACUGAGGCACCACUAAGCCAAGGGGGGCUGAUUGCAGAAGAGGGUAAACAAUUUCUGAGACGCUAGAAGACCACUGCUGGAUGUAAGGGGAGGAAAUGGCUUUGAUCUCCGCCUGGCCCCUCGUUUCUCCUAUAUUAUUCUUUUUGAGAUGCUUCUCCUCCAGCACAGCCUCUAUUGAGGGAGGCUUUUUUCAGUUUGACAUUGAAGGUAGCUCAGCGGUCAGCGUGCAAGAAGCCACUGAUUUCAGAGGGCAGCAGCAGACAGUAGCUACUGGAAGUUGGGUGCCUUUUGCUGAGGAAUGCCAAGAAGGAUUUUACCGUACCAGCUCAGGAAAAUGCUCUCCUUGCAACUGUAAUGGUAAUGCAAACAGAUGCCUUGAUGGAUCUGGAAUUUGUGUGGACUGCCAGAGAAAUACAACAGGACAGUACUGCGAGCAAUGUCCAGAUGGCUUCAUUGGCGACGUUGUUAGAGGAGUGCCUACGUUCUGCCAGCCCUGCCCCUGCCCUCUACCAGCACUUGCCAACUUUGCAGUCUCCUGUUACAGAAAAAGUGGAAGUGUGCGCUGUGUCUGUAAAGAAAACUAUGCAGGACCCAACUGUGAAAGGUGUGCCCCGGGUUACUAUGGGAACCCCCUGCUAAUUGGAAGCACUUGCAAAAAAUGUGACUGCAGCGGCAACUCAGACCCAAACUUGAUUUUUGAAGACUGUGAUGAAGUGACAGGCCAGUGCCGUAACUGCCUGAGCAACACUACUGGAUUCAAGUGUGAGCGAUGUGCUCCAGGUUACUACGGGGAUGCCAGAUUCGCUAAAAACUGUACAGAAUGUAACUGUGGAGGAAGAAUGUGUGACAGCCAGACGGGAGAAUGCCUCGCAGACAGUCCUGAAUCUUCUACUGGAACAGACUGCCCAACCAUCAGCUGCGAUAAAUGUAUUUGGGAUUUGACAGAUGACAUCCGAUUAGCAGUUCUGGCUAUCGAUGAAAGCAAAUCAACUUUACUGAGCAUUUCUACAGGUGUUGCAGCUCAAAAGCGCUUGAAUGAGCUGAACUUCACUACCACCCACCUCCAGACAGCGAUGUCCACGAAGAAGAACCAUGCUAUGCUUUGGACCAUCCAGGUUGAUGAUACUGCAGCUGAAAUGAAUGAUCUCCUUAGAGAGGCAGCAACACUUGACGAACAGGGAAAUGAAGCAUCUAGCAAAGGCAUACUGGUACAGAAGGAAACCAUGGAGACCAAUAACCGUGCUACUCAGCUUGUGCAGCAGCUCAGUAAUAUGAGAGAGAACAUUCAAGAAAUAAGCAGCAAGAUGAAAUACUAUGCAAUUCAACAAGAGCUGAGCCCUGAGGAAAUUGCCCAGAAACUGAGUGUGGCUGAGGAGAUGCUGAAGGAGAUCAAACACCGUAAGCCUUUCCUUAAUCAGAGGCAACUUGCGGAUGAAGAGGAAAACGCAGCGGAAGAGUUGCUUCAGGAAGUUGAAGAGUUCCAUGAGAGGUACAAUGACACCAGAUCUCUAGUAUCUGAUGUAUUGGAGCAGCUCAGCGAGCAGGAUGUGAAGCUAUCAGACCUUGAGGAGGCAUUAGACCAGGCACUUGACUAUAUUAUACAAACAGAGGAGAUAAAUAAGGAAAACACAGACAGUCUUCAAAGGCAUGAGCAACAACAUGAGAAAAUAAAAGAUCAAACAGAUGAAGUGAACAGCAUUCUGUUAACUGCCUCAACAAUUCUGGCAGGGCCACAAAAGGUCAACUCUGAGUUAAGUGAAGUAAUAAAGAAUGCAUCAGGGUUCUAUGCAGAAAUAGAUGGAGCGAAAAAAGAAUUGCAAGAAAAACUAGCCAAUCUGUCUCUGUUUGAUGAUGAUUUGGUAGAAAAGGCUAUGCAACAUGCACACAACCUAAGAAGACUUGCUGAUGAGCUGGACCGGAAUUUGUAUGGUGUUGAUACAAAUGGUUUGGUACAAAGGGCAAUAAAUGCUUCCAAUGUGUAUGAAAACAUUGCUGGCUAUAUUGAAGAAGCUAAUAAAGCUGCAUUGCUGGCACUGAACACAACAAAUCGGGUUAAUGACGCUGCAGUUGGAAUUGAUACUCAGAUCAUUUACCAUAAAGGUAAAAGUGAAGAACUUCUCAACCGAGCCAUGGAGCUACAACGGACAGCAGAUGACAGUAACGAUUUAACCAUUGCAGACACUAGUCGGCUUGUUAACGGCACUCUUGCAAGAAUGAAUGCUUUGCAAAGCCAAUUGAUGACAGCCAUCACAAAAAUGCAGUCAGCAGAGCCAGUGGAGGCCAGAGAGCGUUUGGAGCAAGCAAAACUGAAGACUGCAGAAGCUGUAAGUGCUACCAUGACAGUAACACAAGCUACAACUCCUAUGGAUGAGAAUGUGAGGUUGUGGUCUCAAAACCUGCAAGACUUCCAGCAUAAUUCAGCAGCAUACGACAGUGCUGUCCACUCAGCUGGAGAUGCAGUGAAGAAACUUACAGAAGUCUUCCCUCACCUCUUGGACAAACUGCGCAGCGUAGAACAGAAGGCACCAGCAAACAAUAUUUCUUCGAGUAUUCAGAGGAUCAGAGAGUUAAUUGCUCAAACCAGGAGUGUAGCAAGCAAGGUCCAAGUUUCUAUGAUGUUUGGAGGCCAAUCAGCUGUUGAAGUAGAUCCAAAGAUCAACGUGGAGGAACUGAAAUCUUUCACUUCCAUGAGCCUGUACAUAAAGUUUCAAAAGGACAACCCACAGCUGGCAGCAUCUCCAGACAGAUUUAUUUUGUACCUUGGAAACAAAAAUGCAAAAAAUUACAUUGGUCUUGCAAUUAAAAAUGACAACCUUGUGUACAUUUAUAAUCUUGGGGGCCAAGAUGUGGAGAUACCUCUAGAUGCCAAGCCUGUCAGCACUUGGCCUUCUUACUUCAGCAUCAUCAAAAUUGAGAGGAUUGGAAGACAUGGCAAAAUGUUUUUAACUGUACCCAGUCUAAGUAGCACAGCUGAAGAAAAAUUUAUCAAAAAGGGAGAGGUUCUUGGUCCCGGUUCUCUUCUGAAUUUAGAACCUGAAAAUACUGUUUUCUACGUUGGUGGAGUGCCUCCACACUUCAAGCUCCCUCCAAGCUUAAAUCUACCUGGCUUCAUCGGGUGCCUGGAACUGGCUACCCUGAACGACGAUGUGAUCAGCCUAUACAACUUCAAGCAGGUCUAUAACAUCGACACCACCACAUCGCCACCUUGUGCCAGAAAUAAGUUGGCUUUCACUCAGAGCCGGGCUGUGAGCUAUUUCUUUGAUGGCUCUGGCUAUGCCUUGGCAAGAAACAUUGAGAGAAGGGGAAGAUUCAGCCAGGUGACUCGAUUUGACAUAGAAGUUCGAACACCUACAGACAACGGAUUGAUCCUGCUGAUGAUUAAUGGGAGCAUGUUCUUCAGUCUAGAGAUGCACAAUGGUUUCUUGUACCUUCGCUAUGAUUUUGGCUUCAGCACUGGCCCUGUGCUGCUAGAGGACUCCAUGAAGAAGGCUCAGAUUAACGACGCUAAAUUUCAUGAGAUUUCUAUUAUUUAUCACAAUUCUAAGAAGAUGAUCUUGGUAGUAGACAGGCGGCAUAUAAAAAGUGUGGACAAUGAAAGAACAGCAAUGCCGUUCAAAGACAUCUAUAUUGGGGGAGCACCUACUGAGAUCUUGCACUCCAGCAUUAGCUCACAUCUGGCGGGAAGUAUCGGCUUUAAAGGCUGCAUGAAGGGUUUCCAGUUCCAAAAGAAGGAUUUCAACUUGUUAGAAGAACCAGGAACCCUGGGAAUCAGCUAUGGGUGCCCAGAAGAUUCACUGAUAUCCCGCAAAGCAUAUUUCAAUGGAGAGAGCUUCAUUGCAUCAAGCCAAAAAAUAUCCCUCUUCAGUGAAUUUGAAGGAGGCUUUAAUUUCCGGACAUUGCAGCCCAAUGGGCUGCUGUUUUACUAUUCCGAAGGAUCAGAUAUAUUAUCCAUCUCUAUGGACAGAGGCGCUGUAGUUUUAAAUGCAAGUGGGACCAAAAUUCAAUCACCAGACCGAAAUUACAAUGAUGGAAAAACCCACUUCAUCAUUACUUCUAUCACUCCAGAAAGAUAUGAACUGGUCGUUGAUGACAAGAAACAAACCAAGAAGAACUUGGCAAGGGACAGAGCAGGGAAAAGCUCAGACAGCGUGAAGAAGUUUUAUUUCGGUGGCUCUCCCCUCAGAACCCAGCAAGCCAACUUCACUGGCUGCAUAAGCAACGCUUAUUUCACAAGGUUGGAUCGAGAGGUCGAAGUGGAGGAUUUCCAGCAGUACUCUGAGAAAGUUCACACUUCAUUGUAUGGAUGCCCUGUUGAAUCUCCUCCAGUUGCUCUUCUCCACAAGAAAGGGAAAAACUCAUCAAAAGCCAAAGGAAAUCAUAAUAAAAAGCUGGGAAGAGAUAAGGACAAGAUUUCACAGCCUUCAACUGGCUUGAAAAAACUGUAUCAAGAAGUGAAGACGCAAAGAGAUCCUCAGUGUCAUUUACCCAUUAACCCCAAGGCAACCGAACACGCAUAUCAGUUUGGAGGAACAGCAAACAGCCGGCAAGAAUUUGAUCACAUACCAAAGGAUUUCAGUCAAAGAGCUCAGUUCUCUAUCAGUCUGAAAACUCACUCGUCUCAUGGAAUGAUUUUCUACGUCUCGGAUCAAAAAGAGACCAACUUCAUGGCCCUUUUCGUUGCUCAUGGUCGGCUCAUUUUUAUGUUUAAUGCUGGUCAUCAGAAGAUAAGGAUUAAGAGCCAAGAGAAAUACAAUGAUGGCCUUUGGCACAAUGUGAUAUUUAUGAGAGGCAAGAAUAUUGGUCGCUUGAUAAUUGAUGGUCUCCGAGUGCUGGAAGAACCUUUCAGCGGUAAUGCUAAUAGCUGGCAAGUCACUGAACCACUCUAUAUUGGGGGUGUAGCGCCCGGAAAAGCUGUAAAAAAUAUCCAGAUUAACUCUGUCUACAGUUUUAGCGGUUGUCUCAGCAAUUUACAGCUCAAUGGAAGAUCAAUUACUUCAGCUUCACAGGCGUUUAGUGUAACACCUUGCUUUGAAGGUCCAUCAGAAGCAGGAACAUACUUUUCAUCGGAAGGAGGAUAUGUUGUCCUUGAUGAAUCCUUCAGUUUAGGCUUGAAAUUUGAAGUUGUUUUUGAAAUACGUCCCAGAAGUAGCUCAGGAAUUCUACUGCAUGGUCACAGCAUGAAUGGAGAGUAUUUGAAUAUGCACAUGAGAAAUGGACAGGUUACAGUGAAACUGAAUAACGGAAUCAGGGAUUUUUCAACUUCAGUAACACUGAAACAGAGUCUCUGUGAUGGCAGGUGGCACCGAAUUGCAGUGAUUAGAGAUGCUAACGUGGUGCAGCUGGAUGUAGACUCUGAAGUCAACCAUGUGGUAGGGCCAUUAAAUCCAAAGGCGAUUGACCACAGGGAGCCAGUGUUUAUUGGAGGAGUACCAGAGUCUCUGCUAACAUCCAGCCUGACUACACGCAACUCCUUCAUUGGCUGCAUUCGUAACUUCAUGAUUGAUGAAAAACCAGUGAGUUUUAGUAAAGCAGCUUUGGUUAGUGGUGCUGUGAGCAUCAAUACCUGUCCAGCAGCCUGACAGUGCACUGCAUCAAUCUCGUAAAGUUCCUUUGACCACAGAAAGAAAAAUAGAACAAUAGAAUCCAUGUUCACUGGAGAAGAAGAAUGAGGGUAUCAAGAGCCAUCUACAGAAAACAGUAUGUUUAAGGGUCACUUCUAAUGUUUAUGUGCAAAUACACGCUGAAGAAUAAAGGGUUGUUGUUUCUGCACUUCUCUUAUUAUACCACAAGAGUGAGCUUUACCAUUUCUUAUAGCGUAUGUGUGGCCAGUUUGUUACAUGAAUAUGUGGGAUUAUAAAAGAAACGAAAAUUAUAUUAAAUAUUUUCCUUUCAAGAUAGAUUCUCUACAUCAUUUCUUUGCAUACCUUAGGUCACUCUUUGUUUCACAGGUAAAGAUCCGCUAAUACUCAUUUAAGAAUAGAGCUAGAUAAGAAAUUUAGAUUGCAAAUAACUAUGUUGAAAGUUGCUGGGGUUUUUAAUUUGCCAUUCAACUCAUUUACAUAUUCCUCAAUUAAAAUGGAGGCCAGAGAACGUACCAAUUAUCUAAGCUUACAAACAAUGAAAGAUUAACAUUUUUAUUCCACUUCUAAACCUCACUGAUAUGUUGUUGCCCAAUGCAAAGACAGGAUGUACAACUUUUAAGAAAGACACUUUAUAUAAUUGAAUGUUUACCUAAAAUAGGUAAUUUUAGAGCAAUACUUGCUUUACAUAGGAAGGGAGAGAGACAAAAUGCAAGAUUUCAAGGGUUUUUUUCUCUAAAUUUUCAAAUUCACUUACAUACAAACAUAGCACUAAAUCCACAAUGUCUUUGUGAUCUCAUCUGCAUUAAUAUAACACAGGUAAGCACAAAGAUAGAAAUCAGAAUCAUAGUCACAGUUUCAGGAAAAUCUCCUAUCAAAUAAAAUCAUCACUUCCCUAUGAGAUUGCUGCAGGACUCCAGUUUACAGCACUAAUCCUCAAAGCCAGAACAUGUUCCCUGGAAGAUACGCUGCUGCAGAGGAAUCAGAGGUAAAACAAGAGGAUGUAAACAGAAGGCAAAGGGCUGCAAAUCUGGGCUAUGUUAAAACCGUGGAAGAUAGAUGGAAGUUAAUACUAGGCUUUUAGGCUUCAAUAUCAAAGACACGAGUCACUUUCAAAACUUGCUCUUUUCAGUGAUAACCUUCAAGGCAUCAAAGCCAUCUAUGUUUCUUUAAUGAAUAAACUACUGUUGACAGUUUUA